Molecule: messenger RNA, 3069 nt
Organism: Anolis sagrei ordinatus
Lineage: Eukaryota; Metazoa; Chordata; Lepidosauria; Squamata; Anolidae
Gene: TRIM8
Product: tripartite motif containing 8
Source: RefSeq, a predicted model, not a curated record
AGUGAGGACGCAGCGCUCGGCUCGGGAGGAGGCGGCUCAGGCGGCUCAGGCGGCUCCCUCCGGUUCCUCUCUCUCCCCGCUUGUGCGAGCAAAGGAUGGGAGGGUCCCUUUGGCCCUGGACUGGAAUUUCUUCUGAAUGAUUGACUGUCUUCCCACUGAGAUUGCACUGUCCCAAAGCCAACGAAGAAGAUUGAUUUUUAUUUUUUCUGCACCAUUCGGCUGCAUUCGAAGUUAGCCGUUUUGUUUUUUUUUCAUCUUGAAUUUGGAUUUUAUCUUCCAACUUUUUUCCCUGUGGUUUAAUUAAAGACUUGAACUUUGAACUGUGUUUCAAGAGAGGAAAAAAGGAACUUGGAAAGGACUUUUCUGGAGUUCAAUCAGGAGAGAGAAAAGUUCUUUCAAAACCUCAAAACAUUGGGUAGAAAGUCAUGAUACGUUGGCAACAUUUCCCUUAGAAGGUUCAUAUGGCAUUUGGACUCAUUCCCUCUGGAUUUUGUAUGGGUAUUUUUCAGCGCUCGCAACUUAGUGGCCUUUCUGUUGCAAAAGAGGACAUUCAUCACCAUCUGCAUUGGUAGACCAAAAAAACCCUGAUUAUUUUAAACGAGAGAUUUUAAAAAAACACAAAUAAAGCCCCACAUUGGAGUGAGACAUGGCUGAAAACUGGAAGAACUGUUUUGAGGAAGAGCUUAUAUGUCCGAUCUGCCUGCACGUCUUUGUGGAACCUGUCCAGCUUCCUUGUAAGCACAAUUUCUGUAGGGGAUGCAUAGGAGAGGCUUGGGCCAAAGAGGCAGGGCUGGUGAGGUGCCCCGAAUGUAACCAGGCCUACAACCAGAAGCCCAACCUGGAGAAGAACUUAAAGCUGACCAACAUCGUAGAGAAGUUCAACUCGCUCAACUUAGAGAAGACGCCCUCAAUCUUACACUGUGUCUUCUGCCGCCGGGGCCCACCUUUGCCUGCCCAGAAGAUCUGCCUGAGGUGUGAGGCUCCCUGCUGCCAGUCCCACGUCCAGACACACCUGCAGCAGCCCUCCACAGCCCGUGGGCACCUCCUGGUGGAGGCGGACGACAUCCGAGCUUGGAGCUGCCCCCAGCACAAUGCCUACCGGCUGUACCACUGCGAGGCCGAGCAGGUUGCCGUCUGCCAGUUCUGUUGCUACUACAGCGGGGCCCACCAAGGACACUCGGUCUGUGACGUGGAGAUCCGGCGCAAUGAGAUCAGGAAGAUGCUGGUGAAGCAGCAGGACCGCCUGGAAGAGCGUGAGCAAGACAUUGAGGAGCAGCUGUACAAGCUGGAGUCGGAUAAGCGCCUGGUUGAAGAGAAGGUAAACCAGCUGAAGGAUGAGGUGCGUCUACAGUAUGAGAAGAUGCACCAGAUCCUUGAUGAGGACUUGCGCAAGACUAUGGAGAUCCUAGACAAGGCCCAAGCAAAGUUCUGCAAUGAGAAUGCUGCCCAGGUGCUCCACCUCAGUGAGCGCAUGCAGGAGGCCAAGAAGCUUCUCAGCUCUGUUCAAGUCAUGUAUGACAAGACCGAGGACAUCAACUUCAUGAAGAAUACCAAGUCAGUGAAAAUCUUGAUGGAUAGGACCCAGAACUGCACAGGGGGCAGUCUUCCACCUCCCAAGAUUGGGCACCUCAAUUCCAAGCUCUUCCUCAAUGAGAUUGCCAAGAAGGAGAAACAGUUGCGAAAACUUCUAGAAGGUCCCUUCAGUACCCCGGUGCCAUUCCUGCAGAGCAUCCCAAUGUACCCUUGCAGCGUCAGUAACUCAGGAGCCGAGAAACGCAAGCACUCCACAGCUUUCCCGGAAGCCAGCUUCUUGGAGCCUUCCUCGGGACCCGUUGCCAGCCAGUACGUGAGCCAGGGGGCUUCGGCUGGUGAAGGCCAGUCUGCACAACCCAUGGUGCCUUGUAGCUCCACCCAGCACAUAGUAGGACUCCCCAGUGGCCCGCAGCCAGUUCACUCCGGCUCGAUGUUCAACCCUUCCCACUACCCCAACAGCACAUCAUCUCAGCAGUCUGUGCUGUCCCAGUACGGUGGGCGCAAAAUCCUCGUCUGCUCUGUGGACAACUGUUACUGUUCCUCAGUAUCCAACCACAACGCGCAUCAACCAUACCCGCGGUCGGGCCACUUUCCGUGGACAGUGUCCUCGCAGGAAUACUCGCACCCGCUCCCUCCUGCUCCAUCUGUACCUCAGUCGCUCCCGGGAUUGGCAGUGAGAGAAUGGAUUGAUGCAUCUCAGCAACACGGACGCCAGGAUUUCUAUAGAGUUUAUGGCCAGCCUUCCACCAAACACUAUGUCACCAGUUAACCAUCUGGUUUGGAUAGCAUCCUGCUGAUUUUUAAAGAUUUUUUUAAAUCUAGUUUUUGUUGUUGUUUUAAAUCGAAUCCAUUUCCAUUGUUCCCUACCACAUGCCAGAGUCAGAGAGGCAUUGCUGUCAUCUCUAUUUUUAAUUUAAUUUUUUUCUUCCCCUUGUAUCAGGUUUUGGGGGGGUUGCGGAAGAAAUUAACAAGGAUUUCAAUCAAUCGUCUACUUCUGGAUCAUGUGACACUACUACUUUCCAGUUUGGAAAACUCUUAAAGGGACAAAUAAUCCUUUUCUAUCUCAAAGUCUCUGGGCUUUUUUGGUUUUGCUUUUAAAUUUUCUUUUUUCCUUCCCAUUUUUAAGAGGAGAAAAUUUCUAUCAUUAAUUCAUUCAGAAAUGACACUUGUAGGUUUUUUUAAGGCUGAUUUUUUUGUGUGUUGAAAGGCCACGUAUUGUGCAUAUUGGCAUUUUUCUUUUUUUUCUUCUUCUUUCAGAGAUUUGUAAAUACACAAUGGCAGGAAAUGAAAUGCACAAAAAAGGGAAAAGAAACAUAAAAAAAAGAAAUUAAAAAAAUCUGUUUUAGUUUCCAGGAGGGAAGUGUGUGUCAAGUUGCACACAUUCCUUCCUGUGUUUCGUUGAUGCAACUUCCUCUAACAAGCACUUUGUAUUAAAAAAAAGUGGACUUCCUGUUAUAAGGCGCAGGUAUUUAUUCUGUAACCAAUUUUAGAACACACACAAAAAAUAUUCAAAUAAAUGUGAUCACUUAGUGCAAA